CAAGAAGGUCAAUUAUGUGCUCAACAUUGUCUGAAUUCUCUUCUUCAAGGAGAAUAUUUUACAGCCGUUGAUUUAAGUGAAAUUGCCAGAAAUUUAGAUCAGGCGGAACAAGCUGCUUUAAGUGAAGGAAAUACCGAAGAAGUUGAAGAAAAUAUCCAGAACCGAAUUGCUAAUUCCAGUUCGAGCCAAAAUAUGGAUGACUCUGUAGUCGCUUUUCAUUUACAAAGUUGGUUAAUGAUAGAUAUAAUACCAAUUGGGUCCGAAGACGGUCGUAUUGCAAGGAUUCAUCCUGAGGAUGAGAUAGCAUAUAUAUGUAAUUUACAUGAACAUUGGUUUACUCUUAGAAAAUUUGGUGGAAUAUCAUCACGUUGGUACAAUUUAGACUCCCUCUUUCAUGGUCCAAAAAGUAUCAGUCAAACUUAUUUAGGAAUGUUACUUAAUCAAUUGGAAAAUGAAGGGUAUAGUAUAUUCGUGGUGAAAGGACAAUUACCUUCAAGUCAAGCUGAUGAAUUUGCCAAAUCGCUUCCAAACCCUAAUUUACAAGGUAUUCAGGAAAAUCAACAACAGAAUGUGGAUGAGAUUAAUCAAGCAAUGAUCGAUGCUGCUAUUGCAGCUAGUUUGGAAAGUAAUGAUGUUAGUGUUAAUAAGGAAAAUUUAACGAACCCUAUUAGCGAACAAAGUUCUGGUAAUGAAUUAGUUUCAUCAAUGAUUGUUGACCAACCGACAAUUGAUGAAUUGCGGGCAAAAAGGCUCGCGAAAUUUGAUAAUGGUGAUGGAAAGUGA
Molecule: messenger RNA, 783 nt
Organism: Funneliformis geosporum
Lineage: Eukaryota; Fungi; Glomeromycota; Glomeromycetes; Glomerales; Glomeraceae
Source: the annotation of a GenBank genome assembly